This is a messenger RNA of Calliphora vicina (urban bluebottle blowfly), 1467 nucleotides long. RefSeq names its product trypsin-1-like. The transcript has 2 exons. NCBI's taxonomy places the organism in Eukaryota, Metazoa, Arthropoda, Insecta, Diptera, Calliphoridae. Gene Ontology annotation, molecular function: serine-type endopeptidase activity. The record is from RefSeq and is a predicted model, not a curated record. The coding region runs from base 64 to 1305 and encodes 413 amino acids. Gene Ontology annotation, biological process: proteolysis.
GGACGCUAAUAAACGGUUUUUGUUAAAACGUUAAAAAAAAUAAUCUUAAAACGAAUUAAUAAAAUGAUAAUAAAUACCAAAUAUCUAGCACUGUUUUUGACGGUGCUGGUGUUUUUGUCUUCAGCACAAGCCAUAAGGCAUAAAACUACACCCAUCAAUGAGGAACAAGAACAAACCUUGAGACAAUCACAAAAUACUUUUGUACAAUGGGUUUUGUCGCUGCUGCCACAAAGACCUAAUCUUUCUAACUUAACAGCCACCUUUACGGGCAGCAGCACCACAACGCCAGCAACACCAGCACAACCCUCAACCACAGCAAAUCCCGAAAAGACUACCACCCAGCCAGAUGUAACAGCUACUGCUACACCGCCACCACCACAACCCACAGCUGGAUCAACAACAACUAGCACCACUACAACUACUACUACACCAAAACCUUCUCCCACACCCUCACCCACACCAAUUAUGCCUUCUACCACUCCCUUAACACCACCCGAUCUAACACCACCACGCAAUUGCAGUGACUGCACCUGUGGCAUUGCCAAUACCCAAAAACGUAUUGUGGGUGGUCAGGAAACCGAAACCCAUCAAUAUCCCUGGAUGUCUAUGUUGCUGUAUGGAGGACGUUUUUACUGUGCUGCCACUCUCAUCAAUGAUCAAUUCCUCAUUACAGCCUCUCAUUGUGUUUAUGGUUUUCGCAGAGAACGUAUUAGUGUCCGCCUGUUGGAGCACGAUCGUAAAAUGUCACAUUUCUUGAAGAUCGAUCGUAAGGUGGCUGAAAUUAUAACACAUCCCAAAUAUAAUGCUCGGACUUAUGACAAUGACAUAGCCAUUAUUAAGCUGGAUGAGCCGGUAGAGAUGACGGAAUUGAUGCAUCCCGUGUGCAUGCCCACACCGGGUAAAUCGUUUAAGGGUGAGACGGGCACGGUAACGGGUUGGGGUGCUUUGAAGGUGGGUGGACCCACAUCGGAUACAUUGCAGGAAGUUCAAGUUCCCAUAAUGUCACAAGACCAAUGCCGCAAAAGUCGCUAUGGACCCUCACGCAUCACCGACAACAUGUUGUGCGCCGGCUACGAUGAGGGCAAGAAAGACAGUUGCCAGGGCGAUAGCGGUGGCCCUCUGCAUGUGGUAGCACCAGGCACCCGAGAACAUCAAUUGGCCGGUGUGGUGUCAUGGGGUGAAGGAUGUGCCAAGGCUGGUUAUCCCGGUGUUUAUGCUCGUGUCAAUCGUUAUGGCACCUGGAUUAAGACAUUAACGAAAAAUGCCUGCCUGUGUCAAUCGGAAACUAAAAAGAUUAAAAAAUAGUAAUAGCAGUUCGAAUGAAUUAUUUUUUUAAUUACAAUUUUAUUUAUUUAUUUUACAUUUACAUUUACUUAUUUAUUUUAUUUAUUUAUUAAAAUCUAUGUUAAGGAGAAAAUUGCAAUAAAUUAUGUAUUUAUACAUCUAUUUUUUUUUUCAAACAUUAAA